ACCCCCGCCCGGCACAUGCGCUUCCCCGGUCGGUCACUGUGCAGCGCUGCAGAUCCCACGGCUGGACUUCGGCUCAGUUCCCGGGAUGAAGAGUCGGCCGAGGUGGCACCGCACGGACACGGGGUCUGCGUUCCACUCCCAUCGGUUGAUUUCCCCCUUGACGCCACUUCUAACUCUGCGGCGAGUCAAAAUAUGGAGAAUGGAAACAAUGCGAGAGGAGGUCUGGGUAAUAGGUUCGUAUCCCAUCCAAGGCUCACCCAUGAAAAGGUUCUGUUCCUGCUCCUGACCCUGCCUUUGGCAGUGGCCGUGGUUGUGCUGGGAGUAAGAUGCAGUGGAGAGGUUCCAGUUGUGCCUGCAGCUUCACAGUUGCUGUCCUGUCCCUGGGAUUGGGUCGGGUACCGCGGGGUCUGCUCCUGCCUGUCGACAGAUAUGGGGACCUGGGAGCAGGGCCAGGAUUGGUGCUCCAAGCUCGGGGCCUCCCUGGCCGUGCUCAAGAAUGAGGAAAUGGGCCUCCUCUUCCUCCUCAGGGGUGACGUCAAUUACUGGCUCGGGCUGCGGAGACGGGGUGAGCAGCUGCAGUGGGGGGACGGCAGCAGCUACAACUCCUCGGUCCCUGUCCUUGGCAAUGGAGAGUGUGUGUACCUAGGUGAUGGUAAACUCAGGAGUGGGAACUGCUCAAAUCAGCAGCCAUAUCUCUGCAGCAAACCCCAAACUCACCUGGCACAGAGGUGAUGGAGAAAGAACCUUCUCCAUGCUGGGCACUCACAGCUUUUCUUCUUCCCCCAAUGAAGAGGAAAAUAACGUUUAUUCUCCACU
Molecule: messenger RNA, 816 nt
Organism: Pipra filicauda (Wire-tailed manakin)
Lineage: Eukaryota; Metazoa; Chordata; Aves; Passeriformes; Pipridae
Product: early activation antigen CD69-like
Exons: 6
Coding region: 16-732 (238 amino acids)
Source: RefSeq, a predicted model, not a curated record